CCAACCUACAGCUGCUCCAGCAGAGAUGGAGACAACAGCAUUGCGGGAAUAACCGGGACUGCGUGCCGAGUCCUUUGUUAGGCUAAAGGAAACAAAUUGACGCUGGGGGGACUUUCUUCCUAACAACCGGAGCAGCCUUCCCGAUGCCGAUGAUGUGCAGAAGAAACUCAGUUUUGCAGCUGACACUUGGCUAAAGCCUGUCAACCCCCCCUCUCUGUUUGGAGGGGAGAUCGUUCUGGAUACCUAAACGCUCCUCUGAGCCGGGUGCUUAUGCAGCGCAAACCGGAUCUCACGUCCAACCUGGAGAAAUUUUUUUGCUGCAUUCACGAUGAUUUGAGCGUGACUUCUAGGCGCUGAGUAGAGGCAUCCCUCCUGUCUCUCCCCCCCUCUCUCUCUCUCUCACGCUCUCCUCUUUUUCUUUCUCUCCCGCCUCCUCCCUCGGUCUUUCUUUCUUUCUUCCUCUUUCUCGUCGUGGGUUCAGCACAGGCUGCCCGGUAGGAAGCCCCCCUCCGGUUUUUUAAGCGCCGGUGAAGCUGAUGGCAAUGGGACGGCAGGGUUUCAGCACCUCGGAGAGCGCCAGACUUCUGCUGUGUGUGUUUGGCCUCCUGACUCGGUGUGUGGUUCUGGCGGAGCAGGAAGGGGAGAACCUGUCCGGACUGUCCGACAACCCGGACAAAGGCAUCUUCGCAGUCCGGGAGAACGGCACGACCUGCCUGAUGGUGGAGUUCGCCGUUAAACUCCUCGUGCCCUACGACGUGCUUGCACUCAACGGGAUAGACCUGAUCACCGAGCAAGCGUCCCUGUCUCUGCCCCGUGGCGCAGAGAUCGACGGGAAGUGUGGGAGCACGGAGUCGGAGAUCCACAUCUCCUGGAAGAAUAACGCCUACACCCUCCGCAUCUUCUUCUCCAAGGAGUUCCGUGACAAGGGAAUCGACGUGUGGAAGAUUAGCAAGGUCCAGUUCGUCUACGACACCUCGGAGACGUCGCAUUUCAUCAACGCAUACAACCCUGGCAGGCAUACAGCCAGCACGCACAGCCUGUCGGCCUUCGUGACCCCGGCCGGGCGCUCGUACGUGUGCGCGGCGCAGCAAACCCUCAGGCUCAUCUCCAGCGACCACCAGAAAGGCAUCACCGUGUCCAUUUACGACAUCCAGAUCCAGCCCUUCGACAUCACCUCCGACUUCAUGUUCAGCGAACCCUACAAGUGCAUCACCGACCAGAGGGAGCGUCUGGAGGAGACCCUUCCCCUUGUCCUGGGCCUCAUUUUGGGCCUUAUAAUUGUCAUCACGCUCUCUGUCUACCACUUCCACCUGAAGCUGACAGCGAACCAGCCCCAGCUCCCCCGAGAUCGCUCCAUGUACAAGAACAUGUAAAAAAAAAAAAAAAAAAGAAAAAGAAAAAAAAAGCACACCAGUGGUUCUUCUGACUCCCUCAGCUCUCUCCAAAGCCAACGUAUAAAAGGACUUGUCUCCUCGAUGUCCCAGGCCGAAACACCGCAGAGCACGGCGUCCUGUGGUGGACUGACUCCUUGAUUGAUAAAUGUGUGUAGCCUUUAGGCUCCAGCUUGAGCUUUUGAAUAGCUUAAACUGAAGUGAGACAGGAUGACUGGGUAUUAAAGAUCUUUUGGGCCUAGCAGGGAUGCAGUGGAGGGUAAACCCACCAACCCGCCAACCCACCAAAACUCAAUUUACCCACCUUUUUAUUUGUGGAGUAGAAGUUCACCCAUCUCUUAGUCUGACAUAAAUGUUUAUGGCAUACAUUCAGUCUACAUUACGGUAAAUAUGGAUCAAUUAUAUGAAGGUGAAGGUCUUUAAAUGAAAAAAGCAUAAAGUAAUGCUUUAAGAAAAUGUAACUUUUGUUUAUACUGAUUGUUGUUUGCUUUAAAACUGUUUGCUUUUCUUCUUUUUCCUUUAACCACAACAUCACUGGGGUCGAGAUCAGUUCAGCCAUUUUUACAGACACUUCACUUUGACAGAUAUUUCAGCAAUCGCAUAAGCUUGUGCUCUCAUUUGCCAGCAGGUUUUUGUCCCUUUCUUUCCUCCUCCUCUCCUUGAAAUUGCUGCUAAAUAAUUUCAAUAACUAUCGGUGGUUCAGUAUGUGUUGUUUCUUUUUUGUUGUCCGCAGAAUCCCUUUUCUUCUUUUUGUUUUUGAAUGCAGUCAUAGUGUUGACAGUGGACAGUCUUGUGGUGUGUGCAGGUGUUUUCAGUGGCACUCAGAAUCGUACAAAUCGCAGUGUAUUUGCUUUGACAAAUCUGUUUUCCACAACCAAGUUUAUGGAACAUAUAAAAAAAAAAAAAAAUACACACAAUACGCACAAUACAUAAAUGCAUAAACACCUGACAUGAAAAGUCCCUGUGAUAAAUAGCAAAGAAUUUAUCU
Myripristis murdjan (pinecone soldierfish) is the source of this 2379-nucleotide messenger RNA. RefSeq names its product lysosomal associated membrane protein family member 5 (gene lamp5). Gene Ontology annotation, biological process: establishment of protein localization to organelle. NCBI's taxonomy places the organism in Eukaryota, Metazoa, Chordata, Actinopteri, Holocentriformes, Holocentridae. Gene Ontology annotation, cellular component: lysosomal membrane; plasma membrane; late endosome membrane. The transcript has 6 exons. The record is from RefSeq and is a predicted model, not a curated record. Bases 537 to 1373 code for a protein of 278 amino acids.